AUGGCUUCCUCUUCCCUUCUCUCCCUCUCCGGCCUUGUGCUUCUCUUCUCCAUCUCCUCCGCUACUCGCAAGUGGUCUUCUGAAAGUGGCUUCAACCAGACCCCGAUCUCGAUAAAUGAGGCCGCCAUUGGAGUUUCGGAAGACCUCCUUAAGCUCAAUGGGAUGGAAGUUAAAGACAAUCAACAAAGUGGGAAAAGCCAGGCAAUGACUGUAGGAACAUGGGGAGCCCAAGCGACUAGCUCUAAUGGUGUAGCCUUUGAUGAUGGUGUAUACACGGGAAUAAGAGCAAUAAACUUUGAAUAUAAAAAUGAAACAGCCAUUGGGAGCUUUCAAGUGACCUACGACUUGAAUGGUGCGCCAUUUGUUGCAGAAAAACAUUCAAGCUUUAUAACAGGCUUCACACCAGUGACAAUUACUCUAGAUUUUCCGAGUGAGUAUAUAGUCGAAGUGAGCGGGUACACUGAUAAUGUGCAAGGUUAUACAGUAGUACGCUCUUUAACAUUCAAGACUAACAACGCAACCUAUGGACCAUAUGGAACUACAAGCGGCACAUCUUUUAAUCUCCCAAUUCAAAAUGGCUUGAUUAUUGGAAUCAAAGGAAGUGUCGGCUAUUGGUUGGACUACAUUGGGUUUCACUUAUCCUUUUAAGAUUUUGUGUAACUAAUGAAAACAAUGGUGCUACUAAGAUGGAUUUUCGCUUUCCACUUAUAAAUAAAUUCAAAUCAUCAACUAUGUAAUAGUAAUAUUGUAUGUUGGUUUCUUUAACUAUCUUAUUACCAUAUAUACAUACG
Messenger RNA from Morus notabilis, 791 nucleotides. Its product is annotated as galactose-specific lectin. The coding region runs from base 1 to 648 and encodes 215 amino acids. The record is from RefSeq and is a predicted model, not a curated record. The transcript is spliced from 3 exons. Lineage: Eukaryota; Viridiplantae; Streptophyta; Magnoliopsida; Rosales; Moraceae. Gene Ontology annotation, molecular function: carbohydrate binding.